Molecule: messenger RNA, 1563 nt
Organism: Laetiporus sulphureus 93-53
Lineage: Eukaryota; Fungi; Basidiomycota; Agaricomycetes; Polyporales; Laetiporaceae
Product: tubulin nucleotide-binding domain-like protein
Exons: 10
Coding region: 1-1563 (520 amino acids)
Cellular component (GO): cytoplasm
Source: RefSeq, a predicted model, not a curated record
AUGAAAGAGAUCAUCUACAUUCAGGCCGGGCAGUUCGCGAACUACGUCGGAACUCACUUCUGGAACACGCAAGAAAGCUACUUUACGUACGAAGAGGGCGAAGAAUCGGAUGUCGUCCAUGACGUCUCUUUCAGAGAGGGACUGACACAAAACGGCGAAUCGACAUUUUGUCCCAGGUUGCUGCUCUUUGAUAGGAAGGCCCAUUUUGGACCCCUGUCGAGCGCAAGUGGCCUGUAUGGGUCAGAAACGGGCGGUGAAGAGGAAGCUACGGCAUCAUGGAGCGGCAACGUGGUGGAGUACCGUCAAGAACGCAUCCCAGAAAGCGACUACCACAAAUCUCUUAACGCUGAAGAAGUCGAGCGGGAAAGUCCCCACGCGGAGACUGGCGAACACUCGCACGCAGCCGACACGCAGAAGGGGAAUGUGCGCUACUGGUCGGAUUUUAGUCGUGUCGACUUCCAUCCGCGUUCGUUGCAAAAGUUGCCGGACUUGCCGGAGUGGAAAAGCUAUGCGGGCGAUUGGAAUUUGGGUAAAGAGAUCUUUAAGCAGCAUGACAAGGGGAUUGAAGUCAUCAAUGACACUCCAGCAUACGGCGGUUUUACCGACGCAUUUCUUACUGCAUUCCGGGACGAGUUCCCCAAGAUCCCGUGCCUGAGCGUCCCGCUUCUCUCUCACAUAUGCCCUGGGACGCUGGAGGCAGAUGAGGAACGUGGCAUGGCGCGUGUGAUCAACGACGCGCUUUGUCUGCGUAGCUUGGAUACUCUGGCCACUAUGAGUAUACUAAUUCAGGCGCCAGAGACGUGGACGACGGGGGAGUGGCUGCACGGGAUAAAUCUAAACCGCAACAGCCUCUACCAGACAUCUGCAAUCAUUUCGGCGCACUUAGAAAGUUCCACCCUCCCUUUACGAUUAAAGGGAUCGACCGAUGAUCUCACUAGCGCUUGCGAGAUGCUGAAUAGAGAAGGAGAAACGCGCUUCGCACAGCUCUCCGGCGUGUUCCCGCUCCAUUCGCCUGUCCAGCCAGACAGAGACUUCGUACGGAGGAUGUACGACUUUUCGGCAUUCCCGGGCAGUGGCGGGGCGGUGCCGCACGCGGAGCAUGAAAUUCUGGAUUAUGCUAAGAUCUACGUCGCUCGCGGAUUCUCGGCUUCCGAUCGUCGAACAUUCGACAAGUGGUGCGAGCCGCACAGACCAGUCCCAUACAACAUCUAUGCUCCAGCUUACCCAAUUCCCACUUCCUUCCCACCGUUCCUCACUUCACCACCUCCCCCUCCCCCUCCACAUACAGCAUCCCACCAUCCCAGCACGCCAGCCCACGCGCACGUUCCCACCGUUCGCGUGCUCUCCUCGUUCUGCACGACCCCUCACACUGCGAGGCUGUUCGGCGCGUACGCGCAGGCUGUGGAGGAGUGUGCGGCGCAUCGACCGACCGUGCUCGAGACGAUGGGUGUGGAGCGCGACGAGGCGAAGGAGUUGAAGGAUGUGCUGUGGGCGCUGAGAGAUGGAUAUGCGGGUGCGGAGGGUGUGGUGGAGGAGCCGGAGUUGGGGGAGGACGAGCAGUAA